Microthlaspi erraticum is the source of this 822-nucleotide messenger RNA. The record is from the annotation of a GenBank genome assembly. NCBI's taxonomy places the organism in Eukaryota, Viridiplantae, Streptophyta, Magnoliopsida, Brassicales, Brassicaceae.
AUGUGCAGUUUGGCGACAAAUCUCUUACUUCCAUCGAAGAUGAAACCAGGUUUUUUAGAGAAACAGAGCAAUAGCUCACUCUUUGUUACCAAUAGAAGAUCUAAGAUGCAGAACAGAUCUAUUGUUCCUGUUGCAAGAUUAUUUGGACCGGCGAUUUUUGAAGCUUCCAAAUUGAAAGUAUCAUUCUUAGGAGUUGAUGAGAAGAAUCAUCCAUCAAAGCUCCCAAGAACUUACACUCUUACUCACAGUGACGUAACCGCUAAGCUAACUUUAGCUAUUUCUCAAUCUAUCAAUAACUCUCAGCUGCAAGGAUGGGCAAACAGGUUGUUCCGAGACGAAGUAGUGGCCGAGUGGAAGAAAGUGAAAGGUAAAAUGUCGCUUCACGUUCAUUGCCACAUUAGCGGAGGCCACUUCCUUUUGGAUCUCAUUGCCAAGCUUCGAUACUACAUAUUCUGCAAAGAAUUACCAGUGGUAUUGAAAGCUUUUGCCCAUGGAGAUGGUAACUUGUUGAAUAACUAUCCCGAGCUACAAGAAUCACCUGUGUGGGUUUAUUUCCAUUCAAAUAUACCGGAGUAUAACAAGGUUGAAUGUUGGGGACCGCUUUGGGAGGCGACGGACCACCACCACCACGACGGACAUAGGACCCGCAAAAAAUGUGAAACACUGCCGGAGCUAGCUUGUCCCAAUGAAUGCAGCUGUUGCUUUCCGGAAGUUAGCUCAAUCCCCUGGUCUCACCGUCAUUAUUAUCAACAUAAUAGAAGAGAGGAUGAUAAUGUCGCUGAUGGCCUGUUAGGGAUUUCAAUGCCAAAUUCGGAGAAAUAA